Hyphopichia burtonii NRRL Y-1933 is the source of this 588-nucleotide messenger RNA. RefSeq lists its product as uncharacterized. The record is from RefSeq and is a predicted model, not a curated record. NCBI's taxonomy places the organism in Eukaryota, Fungi, Ascomycota, Pichiomycetes, Serinales, Debaryomycetaceae. Bases 1 to 588 code for a protein of 195 amino acids. The transcript has a single exon.
AUGAACCAUUUGGAUCAAAUCAAUAAUUUAAAAGUGAAAAUAACCACGUUGUUAGAUGAAUCUAUAACUGGGGUUGUUUAUGCCUGUUCGUCGUCUCAUUCAGUAUUAGCAUUAAGAGUUAGCAGUAACACUGGGAAAAAUAUCCAGAACCAAAAGGCAGAGACGUAUAGGUUUUUCAAUGCUCAAUUCAUUAAGUCAAUGCAACUAAUAUCUCCAUCACCUAAAAAACAAGGUAAGAACACUAAUCAAAACCUGGCACCUAUAUAUCCGAUAUCGAUCAAGGAAAUUGAAGCAAAGUUGGAAAAGUCUCUUCAACCCCCUAAUGGGAAUCUGAAACAAGCCAGACCCAAUGCUCCUCCUAUAGCCAUAAGAUUAUUUGAGACUUUUUCAAAGAAGUACGGCCUGAAAAAUGUCCAGUGGAAAGGAUCUGAUAUCAUAUUAUUUAAUGAAAUCAAAUCGUCUAAACCAUAUACUUUGAGCAAGGGUAAUUUGACUGAGCUCACUAAGGGUUCAAAAUAUCUUCCAGAUGUUCAAAAAACCUUAAAAGAGAUAUGGUUAGAGCUUGAUAACGAAAAAAGAGGUGGUUAA